AUGCUGUCGAAAGGUCAAGAAGGGACUUUCCACGACCAAGGAGAAAGAGGUGGUGAGAUACGACUUAAAGUCGUCUCAGGGAGCCAGACUGUACCAGAAGAAAGACGACGGACUCCUGAUACCCUUGCAGUGGGAUUCUCCUUCCAAAAGGAGGCGAAAAUCGAGUCCAAGCUGCGACUCCCAAGUUCACCUCCUCGGCAGAGCGUCGACCUCCAAUCCUUCUCUCGCUUUGGAGUCCUCGUCUCCGGUGAGAUGGAGCCGUACCGACCGGACGUGGCAAAGGAGAGAACCCGAAUCGGGUCGGAACCGUGUUCACGCGACCAUUCGUCCCGCAAGUUUUCCCGAAUCCUCUCCGCUCUCACGGCUGCCUCCGCCCACGAACUGGCCGGCUCCGAGAACAGGAAUGCCGUCUCCCAGAUCGACCUACUCACGUUCCAAGCAACGGAAUUCAACGGAAUUCCGGUUCGGUACUCUUUUCCGCACCCGAAUGCCCUUCUGGCCGAUCGAAAUCUCAACAUUUGCCGCACGUUACAGAAAGACAGGUGGAAAUCGGUGACGGAUGUGGGAGCCACUGUUCGAGCCGAGGAAGCCAAAAGCGAAUCCGGAAGGAAGGAGAAAGACGAGACGAGGCAAGAGACGAGAGAAAGGAAAUCCAGCGAGGUUCAAUCUGGAUCCAAAUGCAUCAUCGAGACGCCCUGCUUCGGCAUCGUCAAGUGCAAGGCUUUUUCCUUCGACGCAGUCAACCCGGACCGGAAGACCCUCCUCGUGUCCGUGUUCGAGGCGGGGAUCGAGGGGAAGCACGAUGCCAUCGGGUCCGGUCAUCACACGUUCGGUCAGGGCAUCUGGCCGGAUGAUGGUCAGCACCUCAGUCUGCCCAUCUUGCCCUAUCGAAUGACGAUGACGGAAGGGCGAGGAGUGAUUCUUCUCUCUCUGUCGUAUCAGCCGUCGCGGAAUCGCCUGUCCGUCGUUGUCGUCCGGGCCAGAGAACUUCGCCUUCCGCCUACCAGACUAUCCAAAUCCCACGACAUUUACACGAAGGUGGAACUGUACUGUAAAGGCGAGCGAGUAGAGAAGAAGAAGAGCCGACCGGUGCGAGGAGAGCCGGACUGGAACGAGUCCUUCCAAUUUUACAUUCCACUGGGGCUAAUAGACCACAGCAGGAUUGUGGCGUGCGUGAAGGUGCAUGCGGUCCUCAAGCGGGAUCCGCUUCUUGGCUGUGCCGCCGUGGGACCUCUGCACUUCGACAUGAACGGGUCGCUGACUCACUGGGGCAAGGCCAUGGCGUCCCCGGCCAUCGUCACCAGGUGGCAUCACCUUUACCUCUGA
Molecule: messenger RNA, 1326 nt
Organism: Darwinula stevensoni
Lineage: Eukaryota; Metazoa; Arthropoda; Ostracoda; Podocopida; Darwinulidae
Source: the annotation of a GenBank genome assembly